GAGAAACAUGAGGUUGUUGAGGGGAAGGUAGACUGGAAGGGAAGACCAGCUCAGAGACACAAGCAUGGAGGAACCAGGACGUCUUACUUCAUACUAGGUGCAGUCGGGCUUGCCUGUGAAAACAUGGCCACUGUUGCGCUGGCAGUGAACUUGGUGACUUAUUUCAACGGGAUUAUGCACAUGGAAGUGGCAGAAGCAGCAAAUCAGCUGACAAACUACAUGGGGGCUAGCAACAUCAUGGCCAUUCUAUUCGCUAUCCUCGCCGAUACUUACAUUGGCAGACUCAGAGCUGUCAUCUUUUCAGCUUGCCUCGAGAUGCUGGGACUAGCAUUGCUAGCUAUCCAAGCCCAUCAUCCCAAGAUGAAGCCACCCACAUGUAAUGUAUUCAACCCAGCUGAUCAUUGUGAGAAAGUCGAAGGUGGAAAUGCUGCAUAUCUCUAUGCCUCUCUCUACUUGCUCGCCGCUGGAUCAGCAGGGCUCAAAGCAUCAUUACCGGCACAUGGUGCUGAUCAAUUUGACGAGAAAGACCCAAAAGAAGCAAGGCAGAGGUCUGGCUUCUUCAACUAUCUGUUGCUGGCAGCGUGUACUGGCGGUGCAAUCAGCUUAACACUCCUUGUUUGGAUCCAAGACCACAGAGGAUGGGACAUAGGUUUUGGGUUUGGUUGCAUAGGCGUUGCUUUCGGCAUACUCUUGAUAUUGAUCGGCCUGCCUUGGUACCGGAUUCAACUAAUUGAAGGAUCGACCGCCCUUACCGAGAUCGUUCAGGUUUAUGUUGCAGCCUACAGGAACAGAAAGCUUCAACUUCCAGAAGACCCUUCAGAUCUCUAUGAGAUAAGCAAAGACAAGGAAGCAGCAAUGGAAGUAGAAUUUCUAGCUCACAGAGAAAUUUUCAAGUUCCUAGACAAAGCAGCUACAAAAGACUCAUCACCAGCUACUCUCCGAAAAACCCCUAAUCCAUGGAGACUAAGCAGGGUCACACAAGUAGAGAACGCCAAAAUCGUGCUGGGAAUGCUACCAAUGUUCUUCUGCACAAUCAUCAUGACCCUUUGCCUAGCUCCGCUCCAAACAUUCUCAAUCGUACAAGGGCUAACCAUGGAUCCCACAAUCACCAAAUCAAUCAAAAUCCCACCAGCUACCCUACCUGUAAUCCCAAUUCUCUUCCUAAUGAUCCUAGUCCCAAUCUACAACCAUCUAUUCGUACCUCUCAUCCGCAAGCUCACCGGCCAUCCCACCGGGAUAACGCACCUGCAACGAAUCGGAGUCGGGCUGACCCUCUCGUGCCUGUCGAUGACCGCCGCCUCGAUCAUGGAAGUGAAGCGCAAGGCGGUGGCGAGGGACCACGGGAUGCUCGACGCCUUGCCGAAGUCGCAGCCGCUACCGAUUAGCACAUUGUGGCUGUCGAUCCAGUUCUUCAUAUUCGGAGUCGCCGACAUGUUCACCUACGUCGGCCUGCUGGAGUUCUUCUACUCGGAGGCUCCCCGGGCGCUCAAGUCCAUGUCGACUUCCUUGCUGUGGAACUCCAUGGCGCUUGGUUACUUCUUGAGCACCAUAUUGGUGAAGCUCGUGAAUAGAGCGACGAAGGAUAGGACGAGGAGCGGGGGAUGGCUGGCCGGAAACAAUAUCAAUAGGAAUCAUCUGAAUCUGUUCUAUCUGCUGCUGGCGAUUUUGAGUUUGAUCAAUUUCUGCAUCUAUGUCGUCGUCGCCAGGAGGUACGAGUACCGGCCACAGUCUCCCCCGGUUGAAGCUUCUAAAGUCCGUGUGGAUUCCAAUGAGAAGGCGGCGGCGAAGAUCAAAGUGGAAAAUUGA
Molecule: messenger RNA, 1806 nt
Organism: Linum tenue
Lineage: Eukaryota; Viridiplantae; Streptophyta; Magnoliopsida; Malpighiales; Linaceae
Source: the annotation of a GenBank genome assembly